Molecule: messenger RNA, 1257 nt
Organism: Vigna unguiculata (cowpea)
Lineage: Eukaryota; Viridiplantae; Streptophyta; Magnoliopsida; Fabales; Fabaceae
Product: YCF36, putative (DUF1230)
Source: RefSeq, a predicted model, not a curated record
AUGGAUAAUGGAUAGAAGAAGCAAAGAAAAAGAAGGAGUGAAGCAGAGGAAAGGGCAAUGGCAAUGGCAGCAACAGCAUGGAGCAUAUCACCAUUACCAUCAAGAAGAAACAGACUCACAAUUUCCCCAAUCCCACUGUUUGGUAUUCACACCACAACCCUAACCACUUCCCUCAUAUCCUUCUCUUCCACCACCACCAGCAACAGCAACAACAACGCUCCUCAAACAGAUUGCCCCGUUCCUAUGGAGCAGCAACCCAUCAACGAGUACCACUCUCUCUCCACCUCCUUCCCCUUUUCCUGGGCCGCCCUCGACGCCGUCGAGUACGCCUCCCGCCUCUUCGUCACGGGGACCUCCUUCGCUCUCCUCGUCGGCCUCCCCGUCGCCUGGUUCGGCUCCGCCGGCGCCCAGGCCGAGCCCCUCAAGCGCCUCCUCUGCGCCGCCUCCAGUGGCCUCUUCGCGGUCACGCUCGCCGUCGUUAGGAUGUAUUUAGGCUGGGCUUACGUUGGCAAUAGAUUGCUCAGCGCCACCGUUGAAUAUGAGGAAACAGGGUGGUAUGAUGGUCAGAUAUGGGUGAAGACUGCUGAAGUUUUGGCCCGUGAUAGACUCCUGGGAUCAUUUUCUGUGAAGCCUGUGCUGAGCAGAUUGAAAAUUACUCUUGUAAGUUUGGCAACUUCUUUACUUGUAUGUGCUAUUAUCCUCAUCAACAUUGAUGGGAACCAAAAUCUGACAUCAAAAGAACCUAGAGUUCGAGUUGUACCUGGAGUUUACAAUGAUGAUUCUGCAAGAUUAUUUGAACCAGAUGCUUUUCGUGAUGAAUCUGAACUUCAAUAAUACAUUACAAUUUAUAGUAAGAGUGUUUGGUUGUAUAAUUUUUUCCUUAAACACUUAUCAGAAAGAUAAAAAGUAAAAAUGAAAUAAAUCUUUUCAAAAAAACCAUAAUUAAUUUAUGCAGAAGUCAGUUUAUAAGGAUGUUCUCAAAAUCAGAUUUUAAACUCAUGCAUAAAUUAAUUUGGUUUGAAAAAGUUUAUUUCAAUUUUUUUACUUAUUUUUGCUUAUAUAAGGUUUUAUGGAAAAGUGUAUCCAACCUUACAUGAAUUGUAGAUAUUUGGCAGGAAUAAGUUCUCCAUAUAUUUAGUAUCAGAUUCUAUGUUAGGUGAACAUAUCUUAUGUUGCCUUUUACACACCAUGUGUAUACUGUAAAUCUGGAAACAAAUGAACAUAUAUACAAUGUAAUCAUUUUUAUAUUUUUUUUUU